AAAAUUCUAAACACAACACAAUAACAUGGUCAUAUGACUACUAAGAUGGCUGACCCAAAACACUGGUUGCGAUCUGGCUUCGCCCUCUUUUUUGAGUAUAAUACUCCAAGAAUUGUUCAUAUACGAAGCAAAAAAGUUGGGAUCAUCAAUCGCUUUUUACAGCUUGUUAUUAUUUCUUACAUAGCUGUGUAAGUACCGUUAAUAAUGUAAAUCUAAGCUCCGGAAAAUAAUUGUAUUUUAAUUGUACACCGUUGCCGCCGUUGCCGUUGCCGUUACCGUUGUCAGCCGUUGCCGUUGUCGGUACCAUUGUCAUUGGCCCAAGCCAUUGGCAUUAAUCAUUAACUGUGAGUGUAACUAUGUUUCGUUAGUUUUGCCAGUUUACUCAUGUCAUUAGGACUGGAGUAUUUAUUAAACUUAGAGUUCGAGCAGACUACUGACUAAUACUACUCAUAUUAUAGUUCUAUAUUUGACUUUAUUACAAGACUAAGAAUCAAGAGUGUUUGUCUUUUCUGUUUUCUCAUUUCAUCUACUUUACUUUCUUUUAGUCUGUACUGUUUUUUAGUUUUAUUAUCACUGUUAAUACUGUUAUUUUCUCCAAAAUUGAAAAGUAAACUUUCAGAGUGAUGCAGUUGUUGGAUGUUGUGUUACUGGAUACUAUUUGACAGUAUUUGAAUUUGAGUUUGUUCUCUAAUUUUUUCUCAAAAUGUACAAAACUUGAAUAUUACACACUGAUUACAAACAAUGCUCAAUGUUUGUUUUAGCCCUAGCUAGUGGUCCUAAAGUCCUAGUAAAAAUUUAUGUACUGUACUUCUAAUAGCAGUAAUAGCUAAUGGUGAUCUAGUGUUGUGUUGCUCUCAAUAUAAUAAUAAUAAUAAUAAAGUUUAUUUGAAAAACACGCUUCAUCCCCAAAAGCUCGAAGCGCUGUACAAAGUCAACCCUAUUAAAAAGAGAAAUAAAAACAAUCUAAAAUUUACCACAUUUAAAAACAGACGCAACAAUAUAAAGCUACAUAUGAGCAUACCCAGUCAAAGUCUUUCAACCCCAUUUCUGCUGGCAUCCGUCCGUCACAAUGUGACGAUGGAGUGGGCUUCGUAGGACGAAAUCCACAUAGCCUGGAAUUGAACUCCAGACCACCAACUUGAGAUUUGCUCAGUUUAGACCACUCGGCCACCCAGCACCCUAACCCCAUUUCAACCAUAAGUAACACAAGCCAAUAUACAUUAACUGAAUAAGAUGGUAGAUAGCAUCACCCCAGAAGGUGUUUGCAAAAUAGAUGUGUUUUUAAAUCGGUUUUAAAGGACUCCAGUGUCUGGCUGUUUCUGAGAGGGACUGGAAGUGCGUUUCAAAUUGUUGGGCCGGCAAAUGCAAAAGUGCGCUUUCCGUAAGUCUCAAGGCGGACACACGGUAUCGAUAUUUUGCCUCUAUCGGAUGAGCGAAGCUCUCUAGUGGGUACAUAAGGCAUCAUGAGUGCUUUGAGAUAAGAUGGCGCCAGGUCAUGUAAGCAGCGGUAGCACAAAGUUGCAAUUUUGUACUCUAAGCGAGCGCGGACCGGCAGCCAGUGCAGCUCCCUCAGAAGUGUUUUGGCAUGGUCGAAUUUGCGUUUGCGAAGAACAAUGCGAGCCGCAUUAUUCUGUGCUCUUUGAAUUUUAUCCAGGAGCGUAGCUGAGAGACCCACCAUGAGAGCAUUGCAGUAGUCCAUGCGUGAUAACACAAAUGCAGACAUCAGCCUCUUUGAUGCAUCUAACGUUAAGAAAGGUCUGAUAUGACUAAUCCUGCGCAGCUCUAGGAAAAUUGCUUUGCAAAGCAUGUUAAUAUGAUUUUCCAUAGUAAGUGUUCUGUCUAAAUAGACACCCAGGUCUCGCACUGUAUGAGCAAACUCAAUCUGCAUACCUGAGAGAGUAAGUUACUGUAUAAAUGUAACUUAUAUUAGUUGUAAUUUUUGUAAUGGUAAAUUUGGGUUUUACUGUAUCAUAUCAUAUAGAGUGGACAUUUCAUAUUGAGCACUACAUGUCAGCCACAAGAUUGUAGACAAGAAAGUACUCAACACACACACACAAAAUUUAAUAAUUUUAGGGAUACAUUUAAUUUGUGAUGAACAAAUGAACUUUAAUGUAAACCUCAGAUAUGUGACAAGAAGUUUCAACCAGUUGCGCUUGCUCCUUUUUCUGACAAAGUGAUAGUUUCAUUCGCAUUUUUUCUGACAAAUUGAUUGAUAGUGUCAUUUGCAUUUUUCUGACAAAGUGAUAUUUUUAGCCUACAUACUCAACACAUUAAUAUUUUUAUAAGACCUACCCCUGUCUCUACUACCAUGUUCUAAUGCUCCAGAGCAGUGCCAUCUUAAGCAAUGGGCACCCUGGGCACUGACCCCAAGGCCUCACACUUCUGGGAGACUCACUUCAAGUACUAUUGAAUUUAAUGAGCAUUACAUAAAGGAAUUUGUAGGUCACCAACCAAUAAUCCUUUUUAAAAGGAAAUUUAUUUUAAAAAGAAAUAAUUUAUAUUUUCUAAAAUGAAACACAUAUUGUUUUCUAUGUCUGAAAAACAAAUUUAGAUGAUAAAUAGAACCCAACAGACAUUGUAGGUCGGAGUUGCAGGCUGAAAUAUAUAGGCAGUUAGGCAUAAUUUGUACUCACUGUUUUAAGCUCAAAGUCAUGUUCAUCUUACAUAGCUCAAACACAGAGAUUGAUUUUACUAACUGAAUCAUAACAAAAAUUUCUCAAUGUUCGUUUUCAGCGGGGCACUUGUGAGUUUUAAAGGACAGACCAAUACAUUUUUUUCAAGACAUGUUUUUAAAAAAAAAAAAUUAUCUUUUGAAUGGAUUGCCCUUUUGCAAAAUAAAUAUUUCUAAUAAAUUAAUAUGUUUCUAGGUGUAUAACCCUCUAAGCGGAAAUGAAACAAAUUUAUGAAUGGAGCACAAGGGAGAGAAAAAGCUGCAUAGGAGAAAAGGAAAAUAUGAAAACUUGCAAAAUUAACAGCUUGGUUAAUCCAAGCAAAAUAUCAGUUACUAGUACUACCGGUACAUGCAAAAUACAGUAGCGUCAUCUGCAUCCACUGUACUCACUAUUGUAACUAGCAAUCCAGUUCCAUACAUACCAUUACCUGUUUCACCUGCUGAGGAAAUUUCACAAGAUGAAACACACAAAGCUGUGUCUGAAAACGAGAAUGUGAUUCACCACACAGAUCCCUGGCUAUGGAACAUUAAGUAAGAGUACUCUUACAGUAGAGUACUGGAUUUGCAGUGGGCCAGCAUUGUGUCAGGGUCAUGCCUGCAACCUUUCAAACUCAGGCAAUUUUUACAAAGAACUAAGAAGGGGUGUUUAUCAAGGAAUAUCUUCACAUGUGAACUGAGGAAUGGUGAGUGUGUAAACGUGAGUGGCUACUCUCUUCACCAUCACAGGGUUGUUUGUAUUGUUUUGCAUGCCAUCUAUUGUCCAAGAAAAAAUAUCCCUUUACUACACCAGGAUUCAACUACUGGAAACGUACAGUUUAAUUUUAUUUUAGAACAGGAAAAUGGAGAUCUAGCUAAUAUGUAUCACUAAGACCUUAAUAAGGAUGACCUAUUAAAUGAAUACAAGCAUCUCAAGAGCUAUCUAGUUCUUGAUGAAUAUUGUGACACCAUCACUGCCUUUUAUGAACAAAUAAUUACAGAAAACUUGAAACCUGUAUUUCCUAAUGUUGAAACUGUCCAUGAUGAUAACCAACUGUUCAGGGGAAUUUUCCUUUUUUAAGAUUGAAGCUCAUAAAGAAUCAGCUUCGCAGUACAAAAAUAUUACGCAAACGAUUAUGUUGCUUUAUGUUAAAUAGUUUAUUCUAUAUAUCUGUUAGUAAUGAUAAGUUAUCAUCUUAUGUGAUUAAUUAUAGUAUAGUUUAUUUCUGAUGUUUUAAAAUUAUUUUUGAUUUUGAAUGAUUUUUUUUUAUUUGUGUCUAUAAAUUGAAUUAAUCUAUGUUUAAUUUUAAUGAAGGUUUAUUUUUAUUUUACUUUUUUUACCUGUUGGAGAGUUGGUGGGGAGCAGGAACUGUCGUAACCCUAAGUUUAGCCUGGUGGGUUGUGUUGUUAGAGGACCCCAGUGCAUUGCUUUGCCCUGGGCCUCCUAUGUUGUUAAGAUGUACCAGCUCCAGGGGCACACACACACCAUGUGGUCUCCAGGAAACCAUGUGAACAGCAUUGGGAUUUUUACAGCUUAUAAAGAGGAUAUUAAUUGCUUUCAGCUGUUUGCGUCUUAUAGCAUUGAAGUUUGAUAAUUUCAAAAGUCAGGAACAAGCUUACAUUCUAAUAUAUAUGCAAAUUAAUAUGUGGGCUUUCUUAAUUCCUAAAUGAAGUUUAAUGUUUAAAAUAUGUACUUUGAACAUUUUUUUUUUUUUUUUGCAUGGGAAAUUUUGAAGCCAUGACUAUUACAUUAUAUCCAAAUUCAAAAUAUCAUUGAUUUGAAGGUAUAUGUUAGACUGAGUAGGUAUAUGAUAUGUUGGAAUGAGUAGGUAUUGAGCUCAUGUAAUGGCAGGUGCUUUUUAUUUUGCAAGGAUGAAGGCCGUAGCAUGACCGAACAUUGUGUGGUCACAAUAUAGCAAUCAGAAAAGCUUUGACCUUAAAAAAAAUGACAUUGCUGUUGACUGCCACUAUCCAAGAAUGCGUACAGUUAUUAAAUUUCAGUAUUUCAUCAACGGAAUUAAAAAUAUUGAGUCCAUGAUACCUUCAAAAUGAUACAGCACCAAAAGACAUAUUAGUCAGAAUACAUGUGAUGGAAUUUUGGGUGAAUUGUGGAAAGGAAUAGCCAGUUUUAUUAGAAGAGGGAAUACAUUUUUCAACACUUUUUUUCCACAACUUGAAUGAAGCUGACUUUCCAAUACAAGUUUUUCUAAACAAUAAAUAUAGAAACUGAGAUCUAUCGAUAAGGCUGUCAUCUCGUUCUCGUAACCUUUUUUUUAAAGUUCACAAUAUUUAAUUAAUGAGAAAAGCAUCACACUUCUCUUUCAUAAAUUAUCGGCCAAGUCUUAAUUUAAUUAGUCUAAAAAAUUUUGCAGGCGUUAAUGGUUCUUUAUAAUACUAUAUGAAAACUGUAUGGUCAUUCAAAUCUGUUUUGUGCUACCAAUGGGCCUGUGUAAAUGAUAAUUUUAAUUUUUCACGGGAAAUGGGGCAUACAUAUAAAAAUUAUCAGGCCAUGGGAAAAAAAAGAAGUUUAGGAAACUCUGCAGAAAAUAUAUAUUAUUUGACCUCUUGAUUUUUGGAAACUGGUAAAAAUACAAAAAAUAGUUAAAAGUUUGUUCACUUGUUAAAAUAAUAAUAUUGUCACAAUAAUAUUUUUAAAUUUUAAUUGUGUCCAACAGGUAUGCCAUCUACUACAAAAAGGGAUACCAAGAGUUUGAUGAUGUCCAAAGUGCUGUGACCACCAAAGUUAAAGGAAUUGUUUUUUCCAAUUAUAGUCACAUUCCUGAGAUUGGUAUGAGAACAUGGGAUGUGGCCGAUUAUGUCAUUCCACCGCAGGUGAGAAAAUUGCUUCAUGCAGUAGGAACUCAGAUAUCUGGACAUUGGUUACCCUGUUGUUAUUAUUAUUAUUAUUAUUAUUGGAGAAUUAGCUAUAUGGGAAAGAAGCAACAUAACUAGGGCAUUAUGAUCAAAGUCAAUCAAGCCUAUUGCAGCAAACACUAGUAGCUAUGUAGUACACAUGGUCAAAUUAGGCUAAAUACGCGUUUCUCACAAUAUGGUACCUUUUGUUGCGCCAAUCUAGAUGGUACACAGUGAUAAAUAUAUUAAACCCAGUUCAAAUUAGGCAAUAUGAACAUUAAUUUCCAGGAGUUUAUGUAAGUGGUAGAAUGCUUCAAAAGUUUGGAACAAUAAAAUUUCAAUAGUAUUUUAUUUCCAUUUUCUUCAUUUUCUUUUGUAUUUUGUUUUCAAUAAGGCAAUACAUAUUUAAAUUGUUUGACCGUCUGAGAUAAAAAAAUUAAGUGAAGCAAUUAAAAAAAAACAGAACACACAUAUUGAAGUGUAACAAUAUAAUAUUGCUACCAUCCAGAAUGGGAAAGAGAAAAAAACCACCCUACUGACAUUUAAUAAUUCAAAUAAGCCAUCUUGGUAAUGUUAAAAAAAAAAGCUCUACAAUGACAGCAGCAAUCUUCUUGAUCACUAAUUGAUAAUAAAUGAAAGGUUAUCUAAAUUUCUUAAAAUCAACAUGGCAUUAUGUUACAUUGUGACUACCGGCUUCAUGUGACUACCGGCUUCAUUAUCUUGAUUUUUGUGUUCCAUUUUUAGUUUUCCUUUCUAAAUCGUUGUACAGAUUCACUCACUGGUUGUUUGAAAUAAUGCAUUUGUCAGUUCCAAAAGUAAAGAUCAGAUUAAUCACACCUUUAAGUUUGGGUUUCUAAAAAUGAAUUGUAAAUGACAUGUACCUCCUUUAUCAGUUGAUAGGUAUGAUGCACUAAGUCAGCUUUAUUUGUACAAGAGAGCUCUGUGUAAUAAAAUAUAAGUGAAUGUGCCAACGCUAAAGUCAAUUAAUUUUUUUUAAAACUCAAAAUCAUUUAUUUCUUUUUUUUUAAAUCAAUUAAAAUCAUAAAUGAAAAAGGAAUUCAAAAGGCAUUUUUGUCAUAUUUUUAUAUUUAUCAUCACUUGAACUGAAUAAUUGCAUUUUUUUAAAAACUUGACAGGAAAACAGUGCAUUUUUCGUCAUGACAAAUGUCAUUCCAACACUUGGACAAACUCAGUCAAUGUGUUCUGAGGUAUGUGUGCAUUUUUAAAUUGCAUUCUUUCAAUGGUCCUAUAUGGCUACUUAUUUCAAUAAUUUAACAAGGGUUCCUUAAAUGCUGCUGAAAAUAUUCAAAAGAAAUUUAGUCAUUCCUUUUUUAAAUUCUGUUUAAGGAUCCAACAAUAGAAAAUAUCAAGUGUGAAAAUGAUGAUUAUUGUGAACGCCUGAAAGGGACUAUAUUGCCAGGAGGAAAUGGUAAGUUGCUGUGCAUAGCAGUGACUGUAUAUUUAAUUCUGUGUAUUUGUAUUUUGGCUCUUAUUUUCUUGUACCAUGACACAUACAUAAACAUGAAAUAUAUGACAUUUUUAAGCUCAAAUGUUUCAAUUAUGUAUUUUUAUUUUUUUAUAAUAGUAAAUGUCAUUUGUUUAGCAACUGCAACUUUAUGAUUUGGUUUUGUUUAUGAAAAAAUCCUUAAUUAAAAACUUUUAAAAAUAAGGAAUCUUCAUAAUUAUGUCACAGGUCCCCUUACUGGGAAAUGUGUGAACUCUACAGGAGCUUUGAAAGUCUGUGAAAUAUAUGGUUGGUGUCCUGUAGAGAAUGGCAGCCCGUAAGUUUAAACUUAAAAUCCUAGCGUAAUGUGCCCAAUUUUAGUAUUAAUUUAAAGAGCAAAUAACUGGUCUCUGAGUUGGUCGAUCCAUUUAAUUUAAAUGAGAGUAGUCAACAUAUAUUUAAAAUUCAUUAGAUCAAAUUAAAUUUCUAAAUUGAAGAUAUGUAAAAGUAAAAGUGAGAACUUUUAAAAUAAAUAAUUCAGAAGAUUGUUAAGAUUUAUUUUUUUUACAAAUUUUAUUUGUUUCUUUUCCUCCAAAUUCUCUUAAAAAUUUUCAGAUAUAAAAACUUGACUCAACCUAUAUUGGCUGGGUCUCAAAAUUUCACAGUUUUUAUCAAAAACAACAUAGAGUUUCCAAAGUUUGACGUUAGAAGGUAAAUCUGGCAACAUACAUUUAUUUUAUAAAUUUUGGAAAAUUAACUAAAUUUUAUCAUGAAGAUAAUUUUUUUUAUGUUAAAAAAUUAACUACAAUUUAUCUGUUGAAUAUAUUAGAAAUCAUAUUUGAUUACUAAGUCUGGCUUGCAGAUAAUGUAACAAAAAGAUAGCACUUUUAAACCAAAAAUGUUGAUUAAAUUUAGGUGUGCAGCAUAUCGGUAGAGUAGGCAUUUUAAAAUUUGGUUAAAGAUCACAUGGUUUAUGAUGAUUAAACUUCAGUUUUCAAAUAUCAGUUGUAUUAAUUUUAAAAUAACGGCCAUGUAACUUCCCCAACUAAGGGUGCCACCUGUCUGCGGUUAAACCACAAAUACCCACUUUGACUAACCCAAACUUAGCGUGUGAACUAUCCACUUGUGUGACCUCUACACCAGUAUAUAGGGAAGUAAUUAUUUUACGGCCAUUGGUUCCUGUUCCACUUCAGACAUUAUGGCAUAAAUUAAAGGUUGUUAAACAUUACAUUAUUUUAUGCUGUUUUGACAUUUUCCUAGAGUCAAGCCUGAAAGUAAAAGGCUACCAAAUAAUUCAUGAAUUUCAGGCAUGCCUUCAGAUACAUAGAAAAGAUAUUUAAAAUAAUUUGAUUUCGGUACAUUUUAAUUACAAUGACUUGCUUAAAAAUGACAGCCUAAAAUUUGGUAGAUUAACCAGGCUUUUUGGCAUUUAGCUUUCCUAACCAGUGACCAUGUCUGGGUUAUAUUUAUUAUGGCAUUAUGUGGUGCACUCCCUUCACUGAAUUAUGUACCAAUCUAGACUUUGUAUAUACUUAUAUUAGCACAUCUCAAUUUCUAGAAAUGUGUAUUACAGGAUACGCCAGUUAGGCAUUAUUAUAUAGGUCAAAAGUUAGAGAUUAUGGAAGAAAUUUUUACCUGUGACAUGAAUCAUGACGACCAGGUCUAAAUUAUGCCACCUGUUUGGUGGCAACAGUUAUUUGAAAAUUAAUUAUUUAAAAACUUUGUUUACUGGUAUAUACUUAAAACAUUACAUUCUUUGAAGUUUCAUUAACAUUUGCUGUUGCAUAAGUUUAAAGUAAAUGGGCCUACUGGUUUGUUGUUUCAUAAAAAGAUAUUAUAGCAAGCAAAUUUUUCUGUUAUUUUUAAUAUGAUAAAAGUCAACUCUUAUUUUAAGUUGUACCCAGUAGUUGUCCAAGAAAUGACAGUUUAUAAAAGAAGUAGACAUUAACACAUCUGAUAAGAAGGCUACAAACUGGCAACAAAAAAAUCACACUAAAUCUUCUAUCAUUAUAUUCUAACAACAUAGGCGAAAUUUGCCAGAGCAUGCAACCAAUGAAAGCGCAGCAUUUUUAAGUAGCUGCUUGUACAAUGCCUCAGACCCAAACAACAAGUUAUGUCCCAUAUUCCGUCUGGAUGCCAUAGUGACUGGUGCUGGCUACUCUUAUAGUGAUUUGACAUCAGAGGUACUCAGAAAAAGAGAUCAGCUUCUACUACUAAUUCUCUAUACUCACCCUAGUGUGACAAUGUAACCAUUUUUUUCCUUCAAAAUGUUGUUUUUGCUUGACAGAUGUUCUCAACAAUUCACCAAGAAUAAAUCUUCAUACAAAUAUAUAUAUAUAUAUAUAUAUAUAUAAGUUAGUGUCCUAUUGCUAAAUUUUGUGUGGGAACAAUAUGAGUUUAGAAAUAGAUUUAACAUACUAAAAAGUUAUUGUAGUUUAUUUGGAUACCUGGUAACGGAUUUAGUAACUAGUAACUUUAAUAAGGAAGGUGGAUGGACUUAGCUAAUUACAAAGGGGUCAAGAUUUUAAUACUAAAUUAAAAGUAUUUUCGUAUGUCAUAAGCUUUUUUUAUGAUAUAUAUUUUUCUCGCCAUAAAUUGAUAGCAAUAAAAAAAUUUCUAACCAAAGAGGCUUUGUUGUAUGUUGCUAAAUGUUAUAUUAGUAGCAUCUAACCAUUCCUUUGUCAAUCCGGGUUGAGAACUUCUGUCUUGUUGUGUUGCUCCGCAGAGUUGGUGUCAUCAGCUUAAUAAUGUCCUAGAGGUUGUUCAGUCCCUUGAUUCUAGCAGCCAUUUAGUCCCUUUUUUGUACCAAUGAUUAAGUUCCUAAGCACAAAACAUCCCCAUGGGACCCAUCACAAAUACCAAUCUGCUACUGCUAAUGAAACUUCAAGGAAUGUUUUGAAAUUUGUUGUUUAUUCUCCAAAAAUGUUGCAGAAACAGUGGCCAGAGAUUUAAAAUUGAGUCAUUCAAAUUUUUGUUCAUUUCAUGAAUAUGUUGGGCUGGCAUAAGUGUUUUCUUUAAUGCCUCUUACAUAUUAUGCUUUUCAGGCGCAAUAUUUUGGACUUAUAUGAAAAUGAUACAGAUUUUGGAAAUUGUCGAUGGAACCGCAAUGAUUCCAAAGGAAAAUUUUGCCCCAUAUUUGUUUUAAAUGAUAUUGCAAAAGAUGCUGGGGUAAAUUAUGAUGACCUGACUCUUCAGGUAUGAUACCCUCUCACAAUACCCCAGUAUGCUUAAUUGCUGCUUUCAUGUAGAAAAUUUCAGAAAAUUACACUACUGAUUACAUCAACUCUGUGUUUUUAUUGUUUUGUAAAUCUGUUGAACUGAAAUAAAUCUAAGGGUGUUGUUUGAUAACUAAAAUGUGUAGCGGCUAGAGCUGUUUUGUGAAAUUAGACAAAAUAAUGCUUGAAAAUUUCAACAUUAACAGGUCUAGAAAUCCUGAAAUUAAUAUUUUAUAGCUCUUUAAUUAAACAGGUUUUGGAAGAAAUUUUUAAACUGUUUUAUUGUUUAAUAACACUUAAUUUUUUUAGUGCCAUUUUAUUAUUUAUAAGUAUCAUUUGCUUUCCAUUGCAUUCAAUUUAGUUACUAAAAAAUAAAAAAAUAAAUAAAUAACCAUCCUUUUUUAAAUACAAUUAAUCAAAAUUUUAACUUAAUAUUGAACCCAUAGAUUAAACAACAUAACAUUUGAUUGUUGAAUGAUAUAUGUCAUUAGAGUGGCAUAAAGCAAAUAAUAAUUAAAUGUUCUUUUUCAUUAGGGUGGCGUAAUGCAAAUAAUUAUUGACUGGACGUGUAAUCUGGACCAAAGUGUUGAUAACUGCCUACCUGAGUACAGCUUCAGAAGACUGGACAGAGGGGAUUAUGUCAUAUCAAGAGGAUUCAAUUUCAGGUAUUCUGCAUUCAUUUUGAUAAUUGUUUAAUUGUACUAAACGAGUUUUAUUUAACUGCAAACAAAAAUAUUUUGUUAAAACAGGGUUUGGAGACUCAAAUACAAUGUAUUGCUAUGAAGCAAUGGCUUGCCUUACCAAAUGAAAUUUAAAAACUAGUGGGUAGACUUGCUUAUGUGUAAUGUUACUUGCCAAAAUGUAUUCUAAAAAAGAUAAUGGUAGACUCACCUUUUUGUUAUGUUAGAUUAACGAUGCACACUAAUUCUGUGAGUAACAAGUAUAGUUAAGCUUUAAUUUUGUAGAGAAAAUUGAAGUAAAAUUAACAUUUUAUCACUCAUUUCUAAACUUCUAGAUAUCCCAAAUUAAAUGGUUAAUUUUUCCACAUGUCUUUGCAAUUGAGAUUGAAUUAACCAGUGAAAUUAAAUGAUUUUUUUUUUUAUGCUGACAGUUAAUUUGAUUUAUCUCAAUACAGAUAUGCUGACAAGUUUGCAGUAAAAGAAAACAACACCUUCGUCCAGUACAGAAACCUGUACAAGGCAACAGGGAUCGUCUUCGUGGUGACUGUCCAAGGGAAGGCUGGAAAGUUCAGCUUCUUUCCUCUAGUGAUCAACAUUGGCAGCGGUUUGGCCAUGUUGGCACUGGUAAGGAUCAUUUUACUAUUUGAUUCAAGUGGCGGUUUGAAUGAAACAAUUCCUAGCAACUGAGUAAAGUUGUAAUAGUUCUGAUCACUGAAUGAAUGCAGAUAUUUAAUUUUUUAAAGUUUGAAACCUGUUUCAAAUGUUGAUAUCUCUUCACUGUGUUCUGUUUAAAUGCUAGAUGCCUGCCUUCUUGAAGUAAAAUAAUCAGUUUAAAAAUUAAAUUUAUUACUUUUGGUUUUGUAGGCAACCAUCGCCUGUGAUAUCAUCGUGCUCUAUCUGUUGAAGGCCAGGAACUUCUACAGAGACAAGAAAUAUUUGGAUGUGCAAGGCCAGGAUGCAUUCAGGGUAAUCAUACAUCUCUUUAGCAUAGUACUUACAAAGGGUUUAAUCACAUUGCAUCUAGAAAAAGUUCCCAGAUUGUAAAAAAAUCUAACCGGGUAUUGUCACAACACAGUUGCCAGAUUUUUAUUAUAAGUGUAUUUUCUUAUUAUUUGCCAGAUUUUUAUAUCAGUUGCUGGUGACAAGGUCAGAGAUACAACUUUGAGGGUUAGGGACUCUGGAUAGUGAUGGAUAGAAAAUUUAGCAAAGCUGCUACUAUUGUUGAAUUCUUUAUACGCCUUUAUUUAUGUUGAUUAAGUUCUUUCAUUAGAGUUAGAGAGGUCAGGUCCACUCAUUAACAUUGUAGGCAUUUCUGUUCACCUAUGAAGUUUGCCGUCUGUCACUUGUGAUGUAUUACCUCUGUUACAUAUGAUGGUUGACCGUGGUAAAUGAACAUACUUGAACUACUAUUUGGCCUAUAAGGGCUUGGCUGAAAAAUUGGGAUCUAUGAAUGCUUUUUUAAUUAAAAAUAAUCUAAAUCAAAUUCAUAAUAUUUUGAUCUGUGAUGACUCCUCAUCCUUUGUUAAUUAGAAAGUCUCUAAAAUGAAUGAACAAUUUUUAAUUUUAAAACUGCAUUUAUUUUUCAUUAAAAAAAAUGCAUCGUAUGUCCCCUCCAAAUAUCAAAGAAUUGAUAAUCUUUGGUCUAAGGUUCAAAUUUUAAAUUCUUCAGCGCCAAAAAAUGACUACAGUGAUUGUUAUGUAGUGUUGCUGAUUUGUCCUUGAUUUUAUUUUUGCUGAUUUGUCCUUGAUUUUAUUUUAACUGCACUAUAACCAAUGUCCUGAGUUGUUUGUACUGUCCACUAGCUGGCACUGCUGUCAACCCCAAACUCGCAUGACAGCGGGACAUUUUCCUCAAGUAAAUGUUUUACAAAAUUCUGCGUGUGAAGGUCCUUCCUGAGUUGCUUGUUGGCCUGGGAAAUAUUUCCACUCUCUAAUCGGAAUCCUAGGAAAAGAAAUAUUCUAUAGGAUAAAUUUGUAGAAAUGAAAUAAUUAGAAAGUUAAUGAAUCAGAAAUGCUACAGUUAUCACUAUGGACAGGGCACAUACAAUUAAUUAGGUACAGGGCACAUACAUCUGGAUUGAAAAUAUUUGAAGUUAGUUGUGUUUUUAAAAAUAUUUAAUUUAAAUGUCAUUGGAGUUUAAAGCUAAAGGUUUUUAUGCAUUCCUUUAUGCUUGUGAUGAUCUCUGUGUCACAGCAGACAGUGUGCAUCAAUAUUAAUUUUUUUCUGGAAUGUCCUUCUCAGAUUACGUCUGUUAAUGAUUUUGAUGAAUAUAGUAAGAAACAAAUACUUUGAUAUUUCCCUCCCUAAAUCCAGCUCAAUUUGCCCUUUAACUUCUUGAACUUCCCAUUGAUAGCUCCUUUGGCUUACAAGCUUUGUGUUUCAUAUUUUGCGUGGUUUCCUUGCUUUAUUUCUCAAAAUUUUCCUUGGGGACAAAGCUUGUUAGUUUAUUGAAGAAAGCCUUUUCUCAUCAACAGUUAGUCCUGGUUUCUCAGUUUAUUAUAAAAUAAAAUAUAGGUCUAAGUCUCAACAAUAAAAUUGGAUUUUAAAGUAGGAUGUUGUUGCUUAAAUGAUGUGUGUAAAUAUAUAACUUAUAACCAAAAUGUAUAGUCAUUGAAAAAGUAUAUCUCUUGAUCUUGUUCAUAUCCCCCCAAAAAUGUCCACAUAUUAUAAGAGUCCAGAGAUUGUCUUUCCUGUGUGUGCUUAAAGAAAUUGUUAGCCACCUCAGAUUCCUGCUUUAUGCUCUUAAUUUUAGAUGAAUAAUAGUUUGACAAAUAUCAGUUUACUUGAUUAAUUUCUCUGUGCGUCUAACAACACUUAAAUCAAAAUGUUGGCUUCAAGUUUAGUUAUGUAGAAUAUUUGGUGGGGGUUGUUAUUUAAAACUUUAUCUUACUGGAAAAGCUCAUGGUAAGCACUCCUUUUGUGAGAUGAAAAUGGUCAAAACCCCAGAGUGUAUAUCUCAAAGAUGUAACAGCUCAAUAUAUUUAAAGCCACUGAAAUAUCUUCUUUUGGGUUUAAAACUAAUUUUAAAAAAAAAAUAAAUAUGAAAGAUCUUGAAUUCUUGGUAUAUAUUUUCUCUAAAUAAAACAAAUAAUGUGCAUUAAAUUACUACAACCGGUAUGCACUUUUUUUAUUAUUAUUCCUGAACAUCACAUUAAUAUCUAACUGAAAAUAUAUUUAAAUUAUAAAUAGUUAUGGUUUUCAUAUAAUUCAUGUAAACAGCAAGUAAUGUUAAAGGUGCAACAAAUUAUUUGACACUCUUAUGAUUCUAAGCUAAGAAAGCAAUUAUUUCUAUUCAAACCAGAUACUCGAAGAAGAGUCGCCUCAGGACAGGAUGGAGGGGAGCAGCAGCAGCAUUAAAAAAAGAAAUGUGACCCAUUCUUAUGAUGGCAACCUGGACGGGGAUGGCACUGAUACCUAGGAUAACAUUUGAUAAGUCCCGAGCCUAGAAUAUAUCAAUUAAAUUCUAAGAAAAGAUAAAAAAAAAAAGGUUAAUUUCUUUAUGAAAAUUUUGUUUCAAAAUAAUAUUCCUGUAAGUAUUUUAAGCAAUAUUGGUAAUAUUAUUGUGAAAGUAACAGUAAACAAAAAGAAAUUAACCUCUGUUAAAAACUAUAUGAUAUUGUCUUUAAUAAAAAAAAUCAUGACUAGAUGUUAGGCGUAUUGCAUUUAUUGAGCAAUUUAAUUUUUCCUUUGGAUUUUAAAUCAAUUGCAAGACAACUAUAUAUUUGAUAAAAAUUUUGUAUAAAAAAUUAUGUGUAGUAUUUAUUUAUUUAACAUUAUUUUUAGCCAUGAUUUGUGGCAAUUUAACAUUCUUAUAUAAAAAAAAAGUAUUGAUCUUCAUAUUGACCCACUCAUUAAGUAUGUCUUCAGCUGAGCAAGGUUUUUUUUAUCGUAUUUAUAAGGAGACCCUUUCUGAAUGGUUCAUCUUCAGAAGGAUGUUUUUUUUCAAUUGUAAUUUUGUGAAACAUUUAUCAUUUUGGCUAAUCCAGUUUUAAUUAGUUGUAACUGAAUUGUGGGCAUUGUUCCUAUAAAACUUACCAUAGAUUGUAAGGGAAUAUAAUAUCUAACUUUUGAUUUGUUAAAUUGUGAGAAUGGAAAUAAAUUAAUAAUAUUAUGAAGCCUAAAUAUUAUAAAGGCAUAGACGACUUCUCAAGACUGCAGGUCUGAGAGAUUUCAAAAGUUACUUUCAAUUCUUUGCCUUAUUGUUUUGGUUUCCGAAAAAUCAUACACUUGUACACAAAUUAAAGAACUCACUUGUCUCAAUAAAAUAGUGAUUGGUAAUUGCAUUUUUUAUUGCCAACAUUUUGGAAUUGAUCCAAAAUACUCUUGUCCUUAUGAUGUGAUAUAUUACUGGUUCCUAUAGUAAAUUUAAAAUCAAAAUUUUUUUAUUAUAAAUAUAAAGUUUGUUAAUGUAUUGACAAGUUUAUAAAAUAACAUAAAUGCAAGAUUCGUUUGCUGAUUGAUGCCAAAGUACAUGUCAAUGAUUUGUGUUUUCUUUAUACAUUUAUAAUUUUCAAAGGUGUUGUCAGUUUGCAAAAACUGGCUAUAGCUAUAGUCAUCAUUAACAUGAUUGUAAGGGUAUCUUUCCUUCAUUAAAAAUAUGCUAUAUUAGACUACUGUAUUUUUAAAAAAAAGACGCUUCAAUGUCAUGAUCGAUAUUUUAAAAUAUACCGAACAUUACAAAAACGUAUCAUUACAUUUUAUGGUGCUAAUGACCGCAUUGAUUUGUUCAAACAAACUAGAUUUAUUUUCUGCAAGUGAUUACUUAAUUCUUGAAUUGAAGGUUUAUUGAUACAUCAAAUAUGAGAAUCCGAUGAAACAUUUAAAGGGAAACCUUAUUUUUUAAUUCCUCUCCAAUUUGGCGCUUGUGCAUUGACUUAGGUGAAUGAGAUAUUAUUUUAUCUUACUCAGUGUUAACCCUUCAGGUUAAGAGAAAAUUUCUUUUUGGACAAAUGAGUUCAUUUAAUCUCACCAUUUGGCUGUAGUUAGGGAUGAGCCACCCUAUGAAUUAUGAACUUGCUACCUCCUGGUUGGCAGAUGUGCUAUCGAUGCGCCACAUUGCCAGCAAUAAGAUAUGAUUAUCACUUCACUAAACAACCUGUUGCUAAAAUAUUAUAAUGUAGGGCAUGUUUAACGCUGCUGUGGGGAUGCAAAAGAAUGAAAUUUUAGUGAGGUUAAGUAAAAAAUAGUUAAUAUGUGCUCUGAAUAAAUUGAAAGUCAACAAGUCCACUGCAUAUGUUAUAGUACUAGUAUGUUACCAAGGAGUUAAUGGGGUAUAAAUAACUUGUGAUUGCUAUUGAUCUAUCUUUUGGUGUUGUUAAACGCCAUAAAGUUAGCUUCAUUUAACUUUUCUCACUUGUGCACCAUCAUAUGAUUUCUUUCUAUUGAUGAUAAAUUUAACUUUAAUUUGCUUUAGCAUACUAAAGGUGUAUUUUUUUGUGGUAAUUCUCAUACUAAAAGGUGCUUAUAUCUUGUAAAAGUGUAAUUACAUUCAAAACAAUAUUUCUUAUAGCUUACGGCUAGAAAUUAAAAAUUCUGUUUUAAAAAGGAUGUGCUUUGAAAGAAAGAUAGAAUGCUGACAACAAAAUUUUUUUUAUGCUUAACUCUAAUUUGAUAACUUACCAAUUACUUGUACGUUACAUUAUGUGCCAUUUAAUAAAAAUAACUGAAUACCUGAAAUAUUAAAGCGGUGGUUCUGAAAGCUUUUCAAAUAAUGUCCCCCUUCGCCUUGCUAUGGAGCAUCACUAAGCCCUUGUCAAUUAUAAUAUGAGAAACUUUUGGAUAAUUUACAAAGCCCCUGUAGAAGCUUCACAUAACUCUUCAGAGUCAGCGGAUACCUGGUUCAGACCAGGUGCAUUCAUUUAUACGCAUUGAUCAUUUAACAUUGUUCAUUGAAAGUUGUAACAGUUAUAUCAGGCUCAUAAUUUGUGUCGGCAUCAUGUUAUAGCUGCCAUGAAAGAAAUUGUGUUGGUGCCCUUGGUGAUAUCAGGCAAUUCUCAGAAUAGUCAUGACAAGACAGAGUUGAUUUUCUUAAGGACACACUAUCUUUUUGGUGUCACUGUUGUUAUUUUUGUGUGCUCCCACCAGACAUUAUUUUGUCUGGAUGCACCACCUUUUUCUUUGCUGCUUGUGCUUUAAAAAUGUUAGUGCCAAACGAAUUAUUACAGCAAUGCAUUUUUACGAUUGUACUUAUAAUAUUUGUAAAUAAAUCAUUUUUGUUUUUAUAAAAGCACAGAAGGGUUUAACUUAAACAUAUUUUAAACAAAUUUGGGACCAUUUAUAUUACAAUUUUUGUCUAGUGUGGUAAUGAGGCGGGAACCUACUAUGCUGGAGGCAUAUGGUCAUGAAAUUGUGAUAGCUUUGUGUUUUAGAAUGCAGUGACAUAUCCCUUGCCAUUGAAAUGAAAUGUAGCUUUCAUAUUUUAAAGAUAAAGUGGUUAAAAAUGGGUUGUAGUUAUUUGAAUUUUUUCAACACAUAAUGAUUAUGGAAAUAUGAAUUGUUGAAUGAUAAUAUUAAAACCUGAUAUUUAAAGAGUGAAAUUUAAAAAAAAUAGAAACAUAAUUUAUACAUCUACAUGGGUUAAUAGAAAUGAAUAAAAAAAUUAAUUUAUUCCUCUCUUCAAAUAAGACUUACACCUCUAAAAAAGAAUUGCUGUGAUCUGCCUGUUUUUAUUUUUAGAACAUUUUAACCUCAAAUAUUUUAUUUAAAAUCUGAACAUUCUUGUGGGAUUUCACUACACUGUUUAAAGGUAUAUUUUAUCGGUGCGUUACUAGCUGCCUAUAAAUUUGAUUUUUGUCCUGAUGCAAAGGGAGAUGCUGUGGGAAAAAAAAAUCAUCAAUUAUUGUGUAUAUCAACUAUGAAAAUGUUAAAUUUAUUUCAACAAAAGUUGAGCUUAUGUUGAUAAAAACAUUUAUUAAAAAUAUUCAUUAAAUGUAUUUUAUAUUUAUUCUCAGUAUUUAGUAAUGGGACAUAAUAAGCUUUUAAAUAACUAUAUUUUUCCUGGAUUUUUAAAUUAUUUAUUUCUUUUGUAAUUGUAUUGAUGUUCUAAUUGAUACUGGUAUAAAAAGUUU
Messenger RNA from Lymnaea stagnalis (great pond snail), 17907 nucleotides. NCBI's taxonomy places the organism in Eukaryota, Metazoa, Mollusca, Gastropoda, Lymnaeidae. The record is from the annotation of a GenBank genome assembly.